AGCCCGACUCCAGAGCCGUCUGAUAAAAAAAAAAAUGUCUUAUGGUUCCAUUGACGGGAGUGGCAUUGGAAACAGGAGCACAUUUGGUGGGCCUUCGAGACAAGGAUACCAACCUUUAGCCACACAGAUGGAUCCCAAUGAACUACAGGAUCUUUUCCAGGAUACAUCGGCCAGCGUCUUCCGGAUUAAUGCCAAUGUGACUUCUCUGGAAAGGAGUCUUAAGUCCCUGGGAACGCCAAACGACACGCCAGAACUCCGUGAUGGACUGCACACGACUCAACAAGAGACCAACAAAACCAUCACAACAUGCACAAAUGCCAUCCGACAGCUGUCUGAGGUCAUCAGAGGUUCUUCGAGGCAAGAACGACUUCAGUUGGACCGGCUGAAGAACCAGCUCUCUGACGCCAUUCAGCGAUAUGGAACGGUGCAAAAGAAAAUCGCCGAGAAGUCAAAAGCUCUGCUUCCCAGUGGACAGAGUAGUAGGAAGCAGCAAAGUCCCAGGACCCCUUUCUCUAACCUGGCAGAUGACGAAAAGAUCUUCAACGGCGGAGACAGCGUGUGGAUGGAACAAAACCAGGAGCAUGCCCUGCUCUCCGAAAUCACAGAGGAGGACCUGGAGGUCAUCCGACAGCGAGAAGAAGCCAUCCAGCAGAUCGAGAGUGAUAUGUUGGAUGUAAACCAGAUCAUCAAGGACCUGGCCUCUAUGGUAUAUGAGCAGGGUGAAACAGUAGAUAGCAUUGAAGCUAACAUCGAGACUGCCUCCUCGAAUGUACAAUCUGCCAAUGAGCAGUUGGCCAAGGCCAGCCAACACCAACGACGAGCCAGGAGGAUCAAGUGCUGUGUCAUAUCCGCCGUCCUGGCAGUUCUUCUGGUCAUCAUCAUAAUCAUCUCCGUUACGGUCAAGAAUUAAACCCUCCGGGUUUUCCCAGCCCACAGGCAUGCCAGCUUGGAAUGCACAAAAUAUAUCCACAGAUAAUGUCCAUUCUGCAGCAGGAUCACCGCAAAUCUAUGCAGUUAUUCAAGCAAUGUUUCGCAGCUCGGUGUAGAUCCAAAGUAAUGCAGCUUGUACUUGAGAAGAGACUGCAGCCUUGAACGCCACCAAUUGGGGGCGGGGAGGCACAUUUACUAAGGGGAUUAAUGUAUAUGUAUCUGUGCAUUUAAAAAUAUAUAUUAUCUGUUUCUGAAUUGUUAUGUGUUCUCUCUGUUUCUGUCUAUGCUUCCCUUUCGUUCCACUCUGUAUAAAAUGAAGCUCUGUAUUACCCACUCAAUAUAAUGGGAAAAAUAAAAAAAAUGGCUAUGACUUUUC
Molecule: messenger RNA, 1306 nt
Organism: Lacerta agilis (Sand lizard)
Lineage: Eukaryota; Metazoa; Chordata; Lepidosauria; Squamata; Lacertidae
Gene: TSNARE1
Product: t-SNARE domain containing 1
Exons: 11
Coding region: 35-910 (291 amino acids)
Biological process (GO): vesicle fusion; intracellular protein transport; vesicle-mediated transport
Cellular component (GO): endomembrane system; SNARE complex; membrane
Molecular function (GO): SNARE binding; SNAP receptor activity
Source: RefSeq, a predicted model, not a curated record